Molecule: messenger RNA, 1229 nt
Organism: Coregonus clupeaformis (lake whitefish)
Lineage: Eukaryota; Metazoa; Chordata; Actinopteri; Salmoniformes; Salmonidae
Molecular function (GO): protein binding
Source: RefSeq, a predicted model, not a curated record
AAAAGGUAUGCACUCACAAAGUCCCUCAUCAUUGACUUUGAGAUGCAGUGUUUCAAGUGGGCUCAGUAGGGAAUGCCAGUUCUGUUGAGUUUAAGAUUAGGACAUUUGAGGAUCAACCUUUGGUGAUGCAACUUGCUGCUGUCUACAAGGAAAUGGAACACUUAAAAUGUGAACAAAAAAUAUUUGGCAACAGCGGGAGGCCCUGAAUCAAUGCUGACAAGCCCAAAGAUUGAGACUACAACAGAAAUAGGCAGCACUUCUCUUGUUUACCCUCCAAACCAUGGAGAGGAGGACAUCAUGUGGUCAUCAGAGGAAGAAGACUCUACGCGACCCUUCGAUCCCUGCUUCCACUACACCGUCCUGGACCAGGCCUGGAGGGCCACUAACACCAGCAACAAGAACCAGAUGUGUGACCGCAAUGUCAAGUGGCAAGGCUGGUACCGCCUGUUGUACAAGGGCAACAGUCUGCAGAUGCCCGAGAGGUGUGUGCCCAUGGACAAGUGUGGCACCCACGCCCCCCUGUGGCUGGCUGGGUGUCACUUCUUUGCCUCCUACCCUGGUCCCAUCUCAGGCAAGGUGAACCGCAUCAAGUACAGGACUUUCCUUGUGAACGUCGGAGCCUUCAACCGGAGGACCGGGGUGUUCCAGGCUCCUGUCAAAGGAGUCUACCAGUUCUUCUUCUCCACACAGAGUGGGAAACACGGCGUCAAGACGGACCUGUGGUUGCUGAUCAACGGUUACUGGGUGACUGUCUCUCACACCAACAUCAGGAGUCCUGCCACUGUGGGUAAUCUGUCCACUUAUAUGACCUUUCUGCGCAGAGGGACCCUGGUGUAUGUGAGCCAUGACUGUGGUAGCUCUUGGGCCAAUGCUGCAUCCAAUACCAUCACAUUUGGGGGGUCACUGCUUGUUCAGUUGAACAGGUAGACUAAAGCCUAGAUGUGUCUGUUUUGAUUUUGUAUAUGAUUCUUAUUUACAGAUGUAUUGGUUUUGUGUUCAUUUUUUUUACAUUCUGUCAAAACAGCAUUGCAGUUGAAAACAGUUCUUCUAACUUUGACUUUUACAUUUCGGUAAUUUAGCAUAGCUUACACUCUUGUCCAGAGGAACUUACAGUCAGAUGCAUGGACAUCAAUAAUUUGGCUUAAAAUAAAUACUAUAUGUUGCUUCUGUAGUAAGUGAAAGUUUGCUUGAAUUCAAAAUGAAAACAAUUUAGAUUCUCAAGAGUUGAA